UGUAUAUCGAUCAUCAUUAGUGCUUUAGUAAUUUACUUGUUAAGAAAAACAUUAUAUGUUCGAGAGUUAAGAUAUGAGUUCUAUGCAUAGAGAGGGUGUUCAAAAACAAAUACAUCAAGACUGGGCGAAUCGUGAAUAUAUCGAAGUGAUAACCGCAAGUAUUAAGCGGAUAACGGAUUUCCUUAAUUCAUUUGAUAUGUCUUGCCGGUCACGUCUUGCUGUUUUGAAUGAAAAGUUGUCUACGCUGGAACGACGAAUUGAUUAUCUGGAAGCAUGUGUAACUCAAGGAGAAACCCUUACAUGAGUUCAGAGUGUAAGAUACGGUUAGCCAGUCUGAUGGAAUCAUGGACGCCAUUUUUCCUACAUGCGUGUGAUUGGAGUAAUAAAUUUCACAACUAACACAAUAU
Messenger RNA from Bactrocera latifrons, 407 nucleotides. It is a transcript of the gene HSPC300, whose product is annotated as probable protein BRICK1-B. Bases 74 to 304 code for a protein of 76 amino acids. Gene Ontology annotation, molecular function: protein-containing complex binding. Gene Ontology annotation, cellular component: SCAR complex. NCBI's taxonomy places the organism in Eukaryota, Metazoa, Arthropoda, Insecta, Diptera, Tephritidae. Gene Ontology annotation, biological process: regulation of actin polymerization or depolymerization; cell motility; actin filament organization. The record is from RefSeq and is a predicted model, not a curated record. The transcript is spliced from 3 exons.